This is a messenger RNA of Anisakis simplex (herring worm), 342 nucleotides long. Lineage: Eukaryota; Metazoa; Nematoda; Chromadorea; Rhabditida; Anisakidae. The record is from the annotation of a GenBank genome assembly.
UUCAAAGAGCAGAACGGUUUCGUUUGUCCCCGAUGUGAGCAGUACAACGGCUUCACCGAGGACGGUGGCUAUAACAAGGAUUUACCUGAACAACGAAUGGAAUAUAUGAAUAAAUAUAUAUCACCCACAAAAAAGAAGCGUUCGUUCUUGAACGGAAGUAUUCACGCUGCUGCAGGAAAUCAACCAACCGGUCUGCCGUCGAUUCUGUCCCACAACGGCCUUUGUCAUCAAUGUAACGCACAACAGAACCUCAUCCAAGCACUAAUCAACAAAUUCGAACCAAAAAAUGAAAAUGAGUAUUUGAAAUGUAUCUGCGGUAAGUGUCCAGGAUGGGUUGUUUAA